GAAGGCACUGGGGUAGAUUGGGGAUUACAUUGUAGACUGGGGAGUAGCGAGGUAUCGGUACCAAGGUACAAAUAAGCAUAAGAUGGCUAUGAAUGUUAGUCUGGACCCCAAUAACCCUGAUGACAAGUGCAGUCGCUAUGAAGUUUUGUCCUGGAUCAAUGAAACAUUACAGACUAAUUUUACUCAAGUGGAGCAAUGUCGUUCAGGUGCAUGUUUUUGCCAGUUUAUGGACUUGCUCUUCCCAGGGUCCAUCGACAUGAGCAAAGUAAAGUUUGAGUCCCAAAAGAGGUCUGAUUUUAAACAGAACUACAGUCUUCUGCAGACAGCUUUCCGAAAAUCAGGCAUAAAACAGCCAGUCCCUGUGAAGCAACUUCUCACAGGAAAGUUUAGACCCAAUUUCACCUUUCUGAAAUGGUUCAGGAAAUUUUUCUUUGCCAAUGAGAGACAAAGGAGAGAGUACAAACCAGUUGAAGCUCGUAAUGGUCAGGAUAUUGUACAGGUAGAUGAACCUGUUAAGUCUCCAAGAUCCUGGAAAAAUCCACGUGAAUCUGGCAGAGUAAGAGACGAGUCUGACAAAGACAUGGAAUUGAAUGGAAGGAGACAACCUGUGUCUUACGAUUCUAAAUGGGAAAGAAACUUCAAGUGGAUCAGAGCCAGCCAUAUGGGAGACAACUGUGCUUACUGCACUUUGUGUGACUACAAUAUCAUUCUACAUGCAGGUUUUUUCGAUCUGAAGCGACACCAACAGACUCAGAAGCAUAUGAAGCGUGAGAUGGGAGGAUUAAAUUCAUCUGGCAGAAAAAAGAUUGAAAACUCUAUUUCCUAUAGUGAAACCAUGCUUCUUUUCAUUCAAAACCAUUGCCUCUCCAGUUUACCCUCAAGGAUCAACAAGGUCUCCCAACGUACUGCAAGCUACAUCCUCGGCCUGAAUUAUCCAAAUGAUAUUGUUUCUGCUUGUAAGAUGAAUCCCUAUUGUAUGUAUAUAUAUGGGCAGGUACUGCUUGAUGCAGAAAGCAGAGAAAGAACCUCCUGCCAUGUGGUGCUAGUGGGCUUUUUUGAGGAAAAGCGAGCAAGAUAUUGUAUCCGUCUCCUUGAUGUCUUUCAGGCUGAAGAUGGUAGCUCUGUAUCUGGAUGUUUACUCAAUGUCCUUCAAAAGUUUGAGCUUCCUGCUGGCAACAUGGUAGCUUUCUACGUUAAUGACCAGGAACAGACCUCAGGAAGUGUUGUGUCGCAGAUUCAGGAGCUCAACCCACAGGUGAUUGAUCUCGGGGGACUUUACAGCGUACCUGACUCUGCCUGCAGUGCUGGCCUACAAGCUCACUCCAGUCAGGUUCAGGAACUUAUAGCCAGCAUCUAUGAACACUUCUCAGCUUGUUCCACCAGCAACGACAACCUCAAGAUGCUGUUUGCGGGCAUUGAAGGAAUAAAAGACACCAGCGCUCCCCUCUCACACAGUUGUGAGGAGUUUUGUGUGCUCGUUCAAAGGAUGCUUGAAAUGUGGAGUGAUUUGGUAUCAUACUUCACUUCCUGUGAUGAAAAUAAUGAUAAAGCUAAGCAAAUUUGUUCGCAGUUGGAGAAUCCUAAAGUUAGGAUCACCUUGAUGUUUCUGGAUCAUGCUCUUGGACCACUCCGUGCCUUCAAGCAGCACCUGCAACAAAGCAAAGGCUCAGUUCGUGCCGAUCUUGUCCAGAUCCUUCGAGAAGCAAGUGGACUCCUACGUUCGUAUGCCUCCAGCUUUCUUCGCCCUCAAGCGGUCAUACGCUACCUGAAGGAACGAGACCCAGCCAUCCUGGAGAACUCAACAUUCUGCCUUCCUGCUACUGAGCUCAGUUUGGGUGGUGUGGUGGAAGACUUCAUCUCUGCCAGAGAAGAAGAGCUAGCAGAUUCCAUUAAUGUGUUUCAUGAUGAGUGUUUAGCUUUCUACAAAACUCUUACGACCUCCAUCGCUGACAGUCUACCUCUGAGCGAUAGUGUCCUGAGGGGCAUUUCACAGCUCCUCAGCCCAGCCGGAAGAUUGAAGGUCACAGGAAAGAGUAUAGUUGACCUUGCUGUACAAUUUGGCAUCUGCUCUGAACCUGAGGAUUCUGCUAAGCUCACGGAUGAGUUCUUGGAGUACCAGCUUGUGGAGGAUGAAGAAGACACACCUUCAACCCUUCCUCUGGAGCGAUACUGGUGUAAUGUGCUCAAGACUUUUCCACCAGAAUCCAUCUUCAAGAGACUUGUCCUCUGUUUUUUGAUUUUGCCCUGUCCAUCUCUUGAAGCAGAAAAGAUCUUUGCACAGGCUGUUGAAAAUGGAGAUGUUGCUCAUUGGGAUGAUAGUUCAGAGGAAAGUGACACAGAUUUGACAAAAGAGCUGGAUUCCAAUGAUGACUCUUCUCUAGACCACACUGAAGUCAAGAUUUCACCUAUCAGAAAUGGGCAAAUGAAAAAAAACAGAGGUAGCACAUCAGAGAUGGUUCAACACUCAGACACAGUGAAGCCGUGUGUGGUGCGACUGGAGAAGAUCACCAGUCAGAGAGAAAUGGACUUAAGGAGAGAUGGAGCCGAUGAUGAUAUCUGGACUAGUAGUACGAUACACGAGGGCUCCGUUAGGGGAAUUUAUGGUUGGGAGAGCAGCUUACGGCAGAAACCACAGGAACGUACAGUCUUUCAGGCUGGUACAGGCACCUGGAGCAAACCGGUGAACCCAGACAAGGACAGCAAACCAGAGGUGGUUAAGAACAAUGCUCGUUCAUCUGCAUCAAAUUCGACACCAAGCCCCAGAUCUGGAAAGCGAGAACAAGCGUACCACGAUGGAAAAGGUUAUGCCAUUGGAGAGCUUGUGUGGGGAAAAGUAAAGGGCUUCUCUUGGUGGCCUGGACUGGUGGUGGUGUGGAAGGGCAGGGUGCUUCCUGUGUCUAUGAGGCGCGUGGAGUGGUUUGGAGAUGGCAUGUUUUCAGAGAUUCAUACAGAGGGACUGCUGCCUUUCGCUGCGUUUGCAAAGUGCUUUUGUAGUAAAUCCUAUGAAGGUCUGCCUACCUACAGGAAUGCCAUCUACCAAAUCCUAGAGUUGGCAGCGGAGCGUUGUGGGAAGAAUUUCCCCCCUUUGGAGAAGAAAGGGGAAGAGGCGAAGGCCAUGCUGGAUUGGGCAUUUGGAGGCUUCCAGCCCAUGGGUCCUGAUGGAUUUUUGCCUCCUGUGGACAGCUCUACUAGUAAAACUGAGUCGGAUUCUUCGGUGUGUGAUUAUCAGCCUCCAGCCAAGAGGAAGUAUGUCAACAAGAACAGACAGUCAGCUCAGGAUUACACCAGAGAUCAAAUGGUCUAUGAGGUAACCGUUAAAGGCAGAAACAUUGAAGAUUUCUGCCUGUCCUGUGGAACUGCCAACAUUGAAAUUGUCCAUCCUCUUUUUGUGGGAAGCCUUUGUUUUAAGUGCAAGGAGAACUUUACAGAAACACUGUACAGGUAUGAUGAUGAUGGCUAUCAGUCAUACUGCACUGUGUGCUGCGCCGGACAAGAGGUCAUUCUCUGUGGAAAUGCCAGCUGCUGCAGGUGUUUCUGUAAAGAAUGUUUGAAUAUGCUGGUGGGACCAGCGACGUUUGAUAAGCUGAAGGAGGUUGACCCAUGGAGCUGUUACAUUUGCCUGCCCUCUAAGUGCUACGGCGUGCUCAAGCUCAGGCCUGACUGGAGUGUUCGUGUCCAGGAGUAUUUCGCCAAUAACAGUGCCUUUGAAUUUGAGCCACACCGAGUGUAUCCUUCUAUUCCAGCUCAUAAGCGUCGUCCAAUCAGAGUCCUCUCCCUGUUUGAUGGGAUUGCAACAGGCUAUCUGGUCUUAAGAGACUUGGGCUUUAAGGUGGAGCGCUACAUUGCCUCUGAGAUCUGUGAAGACUCCAUUGCUGUUGGGAUGAUCAAACAUGAGGGCCAGAUUGAAUAUGUGAAAGAUGUGCGCACCAUCACAAGGAAACAUCUGGCCGAGUGGGGGCCAUUUGACCUCCUGAUUGGUGGAAGUCCAUGUAAUGACCUGUCCAUGGUGAAUCCAGCCAGAAAAGGUCUCUUUGAAGGCACAGGUCGACUGUUCUUUGAAUAUUACCGCAUGUUAACCAUGAUGAGGCCGAGAGAGGAUGACGAUCGCCCCUUUUUCUGGCUCUUUGAGAAUGUAGUAGCCAUGAGUGCCCACGACAAGGCUGAUAUCUGUCGUUUCCUGGAGUGUAAUCCUGUGAUGAUUGAUGCUGUGAAAGUAAGCCCAGCCCACAGGGCUCGCUACUUCUGGGGAAAUUUACCUGGAAUGAACCGACCACUUGCGACUUCACUCACUGAUAAAGUAGAACUGCAGGACUGCCUGGAGGUCGGACGAACUGCAAUGUUCAACAAAGUUCGCACUAUCACCACCAAGUCCAACUCCAUCAAACAAGGGAAGAUGGGGCCUCUGCCAGUCACCAUGAAUGGAAAAGAGGACUAUCUUUGGUGCACUGAAAUGGAGAGAAUAUUUGGGUUUCCAAAGCAUUAUACAGAUGUGAAUAAUAUGGGGCGAGGACAGAGGCAGAAGGUGCUUGGGCGGUCCUGGAGCGUUCCCGUGAUCCGACACCUCUUUGCCCCUCUAAAGGAUUACUUUGCUUGCGAGUAAAGCCACCGUCUGGUCCAGGCAGCACUGGCACUGGAGGUCCAAAUUAAGUCUCUCAGAUGAAUGAAUUUGAUUUUUUUUUUUCUCUCCCUGCAGAUUCUGACCUCACAGAAAAUUGUCAAAUUGUAAUGUUGCAUUUGUUCUUAAGUUCAGAAAGCGUGUUAUCCUGAUGAUUUAUCCUUGGAAUGCACAGCCACUUUUGGAUUGGAUUUUCUUAAGUACUGUCAUUUUUAACUUGUGUACUUUUAAACUGAUUUUAAUGCUGUAGAGAGCCACACAAUACUCCACCCACUACCUCAGUGCCAUUCUUUGAUUUGUUCAUUGUCUGGAGGAAUGCCGCUUUAUGCCUAUUUAUAAUUUAAUAAGUUAAUAUUAGUUUGGUUUAGUUUAUCAGUUUUAAAUUUAUGUCAGCUUUUUAUAUCACACUUUUACAUUAAAUCUUUUCCGUGUUUUAGGAAUAAACAUGUCCUGUUGUUAAAUAUUGCAUUUCAGAAUUUUUUAAAUGAUGGUAAUGUUGUCAUUCCACGGCACGUUUUAUAAUACAGGAUGUUUGGCCAUCAUGACAACUGUACUAAGUCAGCAUUUUUUAGGAGCAUCUAUUUAACUGAAAUAAAUGCUAAUAUAGAUGACUUGGGUUUCAGUUAAACUGCGUUUUAUUUAUAGGAAUACAUGCAAUCUUGUAGUGCUCCAUGUAUUUAGAAGCACAAAUGUUGUCUGUGCCAUUAAAUUUUACUCAAAGCCUUGGGCUGAUGAUAGAUUUGAGUUGACCGUAGCCUUCCAAAGCUUUACCAUUUUUUUUUUUUUUAAUUUUUACUUUUUUUAAGUUGUAAUCUUUAUCAUUCUUAAUCAAUUUGAAGAGCAACACUGCAGUUUUAAGACAAUUUUUUGCCUUGAGCUAGCAUUUUAGUCCACACUAUCAUCAUUUUACAAGAAACAGGUCAUCAACCCUUAGGAUUAAGUAUUUCGUUUUUCAUUUUGCCCCAUUUGUUACCUGUACGCACUUCUGAUUUUAAACUGUUGGCUGAAACUGGUCACUGCAGCAUUCAUUUGUGUUGUUUUUGGUGAGGAUUUAGCAUACUACAAUAUCUAAGUGAGAGUUAACUGAAGCCUUUUUGUAGAACAUGAUGCAAUGUGAUCAAGGGCUUAAACUCUGAAUAAGUGCCUACAAACUGAUAGGCUAUUUUUUUAUGUAGAAAAAAUUGUGAACUGAUUGUAAUUGGCAUGACUUCAGACUACUUUAAAGGGAAUCAUUUUGGUUACUUUGUCUAGUGCAAGUGUCUAAAUGAUAUCUUACCUUUGAAAUGUCUCCGAUUACAUUUCGUUAUCAAUUGUGGUCUACUGUCAGUGUGAAAUUAGGUGCUUCAGAAUGUGUGUAUAAAAUACUAUGCGUUUUCUUUUUAGUUGUUUAGCAUGUGUCUUUUUGUAGCAUUAUGUGGAUCAUGGUGAUUUGUGGUUCGGACUGUCACAGGUCAAAGCUAGUGUGACCAUACAUCCUCUUUUUCCCGGACAUAUUCUGGCAUGGAUUUCUAUCAAUCGAAUAUAUACUAUACCUGCAUGCUAUCGGUCAGAUUUCUUUUCAGUCGUUACCUUCAAGUAUAAAAACAAUAGGAAAACAAAUCCAUUUUAGGUCAUUUAGAAAUCCCCAUCCAGGACAUGUCUGGGGGGAAAAGAGGACAUAUGGUCACCCAAAUCAAAGCUGUUUUCUAAAACUUGAUACCAACUUAUUCAAACUAAGCUUGAUUAAACCAGUUUUAGUGAGGCAUGGGCCAGCUUGAGGUGUGUGUGUGCUUUGGUGAAAUAUCAUUAACUGGAUUACAUGUCUUGAUGCCUUUUGGAUGUCUAUGUCUUGUAGCAAAGCUUUAGAAAUUCCCAGUAAGAACUGUGUUGGUGCUGUGUUACAUGUGAUUUUUGUAAAAUGAUGGUUCAUGUGUAAUUUGGAGGUGCAGUAUUGUGUUAUAAAGAAUAACUUCCUCAGGUCUUUUCAACACCAGCAGGCCUCAUAGGACCGUGAUCUUUAAUGUCACAUUUGAUUAUUUUUAUUCAAUUCUUUGUGAACAGAAUAUACUAUAUAUUUGUACCCUUGAAAUUGCCCUUAAUACCUCUUCUUUUUUUCCUGUUGAAUGGGUCAUUCAAAACCCUGAUGUGUUUUGGUGCUAAAUGAUAUGCUAAUGAUGUAUGUAGAUCUAGAAUGUUUUCCCUGAACUGAUGAUUGACAAGACUGGUUUUGUUUUAAUCUUUUGAUAUUUGAUAUAGUCUGCUUACCUAGCUUUAAUAUUCCAUGCUUGUACUAACAUCAGUAAAGAAAAAUUAAUUGC
Messenger RNA from Sinocyclocheilus grahami, 6912 nucleotides. RefSeq names its product DNA (cytosine-5-)-methyltransferase 3 beta, duplicate a (gene dnmt3ba). Bases 83 to 4600 code for a protein of 1505 amino acids. Lineage: Eukaryota; Metazoa; Chordata; Actinopteri; Cypriniformes; Cyprinidae. Gene Ontology annotation, biological process: negative regulation of transcription by RNA polymerase II. Gene Ontology annotation, molecular function: DNA binding; protein binding; DNA (cytosine-5-)-methyltransferase activity, acting on CpG substrates. The record is from RefSeq and is a predicted model, not a curated record. Gene Ontology annotation, cellular component: nucleus. The transcript is spliced from 26 exons.